Messenger RNA from Jaculus jaculus (lesser Egyptian jerboa), 2142 nucleotides. It is a transcript of the gene Pacc1, whose product is annotated as proton activated chloride channel 1. Gene Ontology annotation, cellular component: cell surface. Bases 80 to 1255 code for a protein of 391 amino acids. The transcript is spliced from 9 exons. The record is from RefSeq and is a predicted model, not a curated record. Lineage: Eukaryota; Metazoa; Chordata; Mammalia; Rodentia; Dipodidae.
CGGUCCGGCUCGGUGGCGCGGCGCGGAGUGGGCGCCCCGGCAGAGCGGUGCCCGGUGCGCCUCGGCUCGGGUCAGUGCCAUGAUCCGGCAGGACCGCUCCACGUCCUACCAGGAGCUGAGUGAGGAACUGGACCAGGUCAUUGAGAACUCCGAGCCGUCAGACAAGUGGGACAAGGAGACUGUCCGACAGGUUCAGAGUCCUGGUGUCUUACCAGGACGAUCUGGGAGAAGAUCUCAAAGGCCCAGCUCUCAGCAGGACCUGCCACCAGUGCUGCUGCCCGGCUGGGCGGGCAGGCCCUCACCCCGUCACUCCCUUGCAGUUACAUCUGACACAGGCUUGGACCGCGAGUCCGCCUCCAGCGCCAUCCGCCUCAGCAAGGCCUGCCUCAAGAACGUCCUCUCGGUCCUGCUCAUCGUCAUCUACCUGCUGCUCAUGGCCGUGGCCGUCUUCCUGGUCUACCAGACCAUCACAGACUUCCGGGAGAAGCUCAAGCACCCCGUCAUGUCCGUGUCUUACAAGGAGGUGUAUCGCUAUGACGCCCCAGGUAUUGCCCUGUAUCCAGGUCAGGCCCAGCUGCUCAGCUGUAAGCACUACUAUGAGGUCAUUCCACCUCUGACGAACCCUGGCCAGCCUGGAGAUGUGAACUGCACCACUAAGAGGGUCAACUACACCCAUCCUCUCUCCAAUCGCACCAUGAAGUCUGCCCUGAUUGUCCAGGGGCCCCAGGAAGUGAAGAAACGGGAGCUGGUCUUCCUGCAGUUCCGCCUGAACCAGAGCAGCGAAGACUUCAGUGCCAUCGACUACCUCCUCUUCUCCUCUUUCCAGGAGUUCCUGCAAAGCCCAGACAGAGCAGCCUUCAUGCAGACCUGUGAGAGUGCCUACUCCAGCUGGAAGUUCUCCGGCGGCUUCCGCACCUGGGUCAAGAUGUCACUGGUGAAGACUAAGGAGGAGGAUGGGCAAGAAUCAGUAGAGUUCCGGCAAGAGACCAGCGUGGUUAACUACAUUGACCAGAGGCCAGCUGCCGAGAGAAGUGCUCAGUUGUUCUUUGUGGUCUUCGAGUGGAAAGAUCCCUUCAUCCAGAAAGUCCAGGAUAUAAUCACGGCCAAUCCCUGGAACACCAUUGCUCUACUCUGCGGAGCCUUCCUGGCGUUGUUUAAAGCAGCAGAGUUUGCCAAACUGAGUGUGAAGUGGAUGAUCAAAACUAGGAAGCGGUUCCUUAAGAGAAGAGGCCAGGCAACAGACUACACAAGCUGAAGCCCUGUGCUGCCUAGACUGCACAUGGAUGAGGGCCUGCUUACUUCCCUGUCACAGACUGAGCUGCAGCAAUGCUCACUUGAAGAAAGGAACCUCACAGCGAGGAACAGCUGGACAGCCACACUGGACUGUCUAACCUGGCCAGAAAGAUGCUGUCCCACGCUUAACGGGAAACAUCCGCUGGAUAACCUGAAAGUUAUCUUAAGUAUUUAAAUUAUUAACAAACAUUUUAGAGCUGUCCAAUGACUCAAAAAGGGUUUGUGGGAGGUGCCUUUCUUAUUAGUUGUUCAUUGUAUAGUUAAGCUCCAGCAGGUUAGCCAAGGCUCCGUGUUUUGUUUUUUUUUUAAGUUUUUUGAGGUAGGGUCUCACUCUAGCCCAGGCUGACCUGGAAUUCACUGUGUAGUUCCAGGCUGAUCUUGAAUUUAUGGCAAUCCUCCUACCUCUGCUUCCUGGGUGCUGGGAUUAAAGGGAUGCACCACCAUUCCCAGAUUUCCACUCUACUGAACUUCAGCUUUUCCUUUUAAAACGGACAGCUGGGUAGCUUUCUUUUACCAGAAAUCUUAUGGAGGUAUAUAGGUCAUGCUUUGGAAUCUGCACUGCACAAGGGGAGGCAAAACCCUCAUUAUUUUGACACCACAUGUUAGUGCUGUCCAGGCCCUGACAAGUUCUGUCAUUUGUUAACUGAGACUUUAAAAGUUACAAGAAAUUAGUGAUUAAGUUUCUGAUGGAUUGACUAGCCACCUUCUUUCCUAGCUAGAAUAUGUGUUAACUCAGGUAUGAGUUCAGCAGUUAGCAUUCAUGUCUAGCACAGAUGUACACAGUAGGCGUGCACUUAGUGUAUUUUGAUUUCAUUAACAGGUAAAUAAAGUUGGGUUAAUACAAAAGGA